AUGAGCAAGGCGACCAAGCGGCUCUCACGUGCACGACCGGCGUCGUUGCAGCAGUUCCAGUUGAACCAAGGGGUAGGGGUUGGCCAAGGAUAUGGGAGCCAGGAUGGGUAUACGAACCCCAGCCCGGUGACAACGCGCCGUGGGGAGUCGCCUAGUUUGAGCGUCGGAGGGUAUGAAGGGCAGGUGGUGGACUAUGGGCAGGAUGGACAGAGCGUUAGCGUUGGCGACCACCAAAAUUACACAGAACACAAACACCCGUAUCACCCGCCGCCAGACUCGCCAACGAUCCACGCACCCACACCACGGCGACACCUCCUUGACACCUCCGCGAGCCAGCACUGGCUACACACGCCUCCUUUGUCUCCCUCAUUAUCGGCUAUAUCCUCUCGCUCGCGCCCCGUCUCACCUCUCGCGUAUACACACCACACCGCUGUCUCCACCACCUCUCAGAGUCAAAAUCCCUCUGCCAACUACACCUCCAACUACGGCCCCAGCUACGGCUAUGCAGGAUUCUUGAACGAGCGGGUCCUAGCCUACCAAAAGCAGCAGCAGCUCCUCCAAUUCCCCGGGCUCAGCCAGCACCAAGGUUCGAGCUCGACUUCCCUUUCCUCCUCUACCUCCGCCUUCCCUGUCUCCUCGUCGGGUGCGGGCAUGGGAUCAGCAACGCUCCGGAAACGCCUCUCAACGCAGUCCUUCAGCGCUGGGGGAGGACCGGGCCACUCGAGGAGCUUUAGCGCGCUGCUGGAGCACGAGCAGAUGGUGCACCAGAAGCAGCAGCGGAGGGGCUCGGGCUCGAGUGUGCAGGGGAGUGUGAGAGGGGGGUUCGGAUUGGGUGUGGGAGGAGGAGGGGUAGGGGUGAAGGAAACGGAGGAGCCUGGGAUGGGACGGCGGUGGGUGCGGUGGAUGCAUAAACGCGGGCUGCGGGCAUGGGUCGUCCCUGCGAUCCUCGGUGCGGGUGCGCUAGUGCGCUUGGGGAUUGGGUUGGGCUCGUAUUCCGGCGAGGCCACGCCUCCAAUGUACGGUGACUACGAGGCGCAGCGGCACUGGAUGGAGCUGACUGUGCACCUCCCGAUGCGCGAGUGGUACACGUACGACCUGCAGUACUGGGGCCUCGAUUACCCUCCGUUGACCGCGUACGUGUCGUGGAUCUGCGGUGUUAUCGCGCACUCCAUCGACCCUUCCUGGGUCGCCCUAUACGCCUCACGCGGGCUCGAGAGCGCGUCGAGCAAGCUCUUCAUGCGCCUCUCCGUGCUCGCGUUCGACACCCUCGUCUACCUGCCCGCCUUGUUAGGGUUCGUUGGGAUAUGGCAUGCCGCGCGAUCACCACGCACGAGGGAGGUCGCGCUCCUCACGCUGGUGCUGCAGCCGGCGCUACUGCUGGUGGACUUUGGGCACUUUCAGUAUAAUUCGGUCAUGCUUGGCUUUACGCUGCUCGCGAUGAACGCGUUUGCGAGUGGCGCGGACUUGCUCGGCGCGGUGUUCUUCGUGCUCAGCUUGGGCUUCAAGCAGAUGGCACUAUACUACGCGCCGGCGGUCGGGUCGUACCUCCUCGCCAAGUGUCUCUAUCUCGGACCCAAAGAAGGGACACGCCUAUUCACCAGCCUCGCGCUAACAACCCUCCUCACCUUCUCCCUCCUCUUCUCCCUUUCACUCCAACCCCUCCUCGCCGGUCCCAUUCACCGCACCUUCCCAUUCACACGCGGCCUGUUCGAGGACAAGGUCGCGAACUUCUGGUGUGCGUCCAACGUCGUGCUCAAGUGGCGCAAGUGGGCGGCGCAGGGGGCGUUGGUGAGGUUGUCGGCGGGGCUGACGGCGUUGGGGUUCUUGCCUGCUGUGCUGGGCAUGGGCAGGGCGGGAUGGGUUCUAGGGAGGGGUGGGUGGUUUGCCAAGGGUGAGGAGAAGGAAGGGAAGGAGAAGGUCGAGGACGUGGUGAAGGAGGAGAAGGAAAAAGCAGAGGUUUUCUCGGCUUCGGAACCCCCGCCGUUCCUACCCUUGCUUCCCUACGCGCUCCUGACAUCGGCGAUGUCGUUCUUCCUGUUUUCGUUCCAGGUGCAUGAGAAGACGAUCCUCGUCCCGCUCUUGCCGAUGACGCUCCUGCUCUCUGGUGCCCCAGUCGACUCGCCAGUGUAUGAGUGGGGCAUGUUGGCGAAUAAUAUUGGCGUUUUUAGUAUGUGGCCGUUGUUGAAGAGGGAUGGACUCGGUGUGCAGUAUAUUGCGCUGUUGGCAUUGUGGAAUAGGGUGGUGGGGCAUCAUCCCGUGAGGAUGCCAAAAUCGUUUGUCCAACUGCUGUCUACCGUCGUCUACAUCGCCGCCUUCUCUCUACACCUCCUCGAGCUCGUCGCAAAUCCACCACAACGAUACCCCGACCUAUAUCCAGUGCUAAACGUAUUAAUUAGCACCCCUGUAUUCGUGCUCGUGUGGCUGUGGAGUAUUAAAUGCGGGGUGGAAGUGGGGUGGGCGCUUGGUGGCUGGGGCGGCAGUAGCAACAGCAGCAGGACCCUAACGCGGAGCGGGGUACAGCACGGAGAGCGGAAGGUCUCGGAGGAUACCAGUGGGGUGGCAGCUGGAGGACCCGGAUCAGCGAGUGUCAGUGUCAGUGGCGGGAGUGAGGCGAGUGCACCAGGGCUGGCGAAGAGGCGGACGGCGCGUAGGGGAUCCAUUGUGCUUAGUACAGGGGGAGAGGAGUAG
Messenger RNA from Cyclocybe aegerita, 2688 nucleotides. Lineage: Eukaryota; Fungi; Basidiomycota; Agaricomycetes; Agaricales; Hemipholiotaceae. The record is from the annotation of a GenBank genome assembly.